CUUAAAACAAAAAUUAAAUCGCUCUAUUUUUGGUCUGUUCGGGGCCUAAUUCAAAGUGAAUUAAAACUGAAUUAAGAGAUAUGAUUGGUGUUGCUAAGUAGAAACACCAAUCAUAUCUCUUAAUUCCAUUUUAAUUCACUUUGAAUUAGUCGGUCUGUUCGGGGCCUUAUUUGAGCUGUUUUUUCGGCUGAGCGUUCAUAUAUUCGACGAAUGAAAAUUGAAAUAUAAAACGUGGCCAAUCAAUAUGCCGCACCCGUUACUUGUACUGGAAUGUAUCCUAUCAUGUCACAGUUCAUGUUAUCUCUCAUUAAUGAAAAGUCUUAGAAAAAAAUAGAAUGAAAGACCUAUUAGAUAUGAUCGACUGAUUAUAGUUGAAAGAAGCGUCUUUUUUUUUAUCCUAGUAGAAGUUUGUAUUAUUAAAAACAACAAGUCAAUUAUGAAAUGCAUAAAUAUUUAUUAUACUUUUUGGAAAAAAGCUAGAAUAAAAACAUCGGUUGCUGUCUAACUUGAAAAAUGCUGGAUUACAUAACAAAUAAAAAUUAGAAAAAAAGAUUUAAUAAAAAGCACAAAAUGAUUAUUUAGUAAUUUUAAUUUUUGAUUCAUUAGUUGUUAAUUGCACAGCUUUGCCUGAUUUUGAUCAAGAAUCAGCUCCUUUUGUAUCUUCAAUAUCAGGUCGUAAACGUUUCUUUUCUUCUGUUUAA
Messenger RNA from Rotaria sp. Silwood1, 701 nucleotides. The record is from the annotation of a GenBank genome assembly. Lineage: Eukaryota; Metazoa; Rotifera; Eurotatoria; Philodinida; Philodinidae.